Molecule: messenger RNA, 2204 nt
Organism: Sodiomyces alkalinus F11
Lineage: Eukaryota; Fungi; Ascomycota; Sordariomycetes; Glomerellales; Plectosphaerellaceae
Product: glycoside hydrolase family 47 protein
Exons: 4
Coding region: 470-2053 (527 amino acids)
Biological process (GO): N-glycan processing; carbohydrate metabolic process
Cellular component (GO): endoplasmic reticulum; Golgi membrane
Molecular function (GO): mannosyl-oligosaccharide 1,2-alpha-mannosidase activity; calcium ion binding
Source: RefSeq, a predicted model, not a curated record
UCUAGUUCCCCUGGUGAUACUUUCCUCGUCCUCGUCCAGUGAGGUGCUAGCUUUAGCUUGUAUCUUGAUUGGGCCCGGCUUUUGGGAUUUCUUUCCCUUUCCCUCGUAUGUUCAAGUCUCUACGAAAGGCACAGACAGGCAGGCUGUGCCAACUUCCCUUUCUUCCUGCCUGUGAGAGUACCUCCAGCCUCGCAGGAAAGGAGGUGAAGAAAAAACAAAAUGGCUUGAUUGAGCGUCUUAUAAGAGCCAGGGAUAUCUGUCGUCGAUUCAGAACUGAGAUGGUCUUGUUUAUCUCUCCCAUCUUUGGUUCUUCUCAGACUCGGCACCCGAGUCAUUUUAUACAUCGCCACCUUCAGCAUUCGUUUAUUCCAACUGCUCUAUCGCAGUCUGUUACUGUCGUUUCUGUUUUUCCCCCCUCUAGUUUAUUCAUUUCCAUCCCUACACCUAGACCUGUGGUCCGGUUUGCUCCAUGCAUCUCAGAAAGAUCGGCAUCUCAUUCUUACUGGCGCAGGCAUCGUUGUCGCAUGCUGCCCCUACAGAGCCCUCUAGACCUCAUCAGGGAUCGCAUCUUCCUUAUCAGACGCAUCCCGAACGUACCAGUGCUAUAAAGGAGGCUUUCCGCCGUUCUUGGACUGGCUACCGGAAUCAUGCCUUUCCCCAGGACACUCUGCGACCCCUGUCCAACACAGGAGCAAAUGACAGAAACGGAUGGGGUGCUACCGCUGUCGACGCUCUGAGCACCGCCCUUCUGAUGGGCGAGUACGGCGUGGCCGCUGACAUCUUGGAGUACAUUCCCGAGAUCAACUUUGAUGCCACCACAACAGUGGUAUCCCUGUUUGAGACGACCAUCCGAUACUUGGGCGGCCUCUUGUCUGGCUACGACUUGUUAAACGGACCAUAUGCGUCCUUCAACUUUAACAACAGUCAUGUCAAUUCUCUCCUUGCACAGGCCGAGAGGCUGGCCGGUAACCUUGCGGUAGCCUUUGACACGCCCUCGGGAGUCCCCGACAACGACCUUAUCUUCGACCCCAUGCCUCGUAGAGUUGGAAGCGUCUAUAACCAUUUGGCGACAAUCGGCACCUUGGUGCUCGAAUGGACUCGCCUUUCCGACCUAACGGGCGACUACCAUUUCGCCAACGUCUCGCAGAGGGCAGAAUGGUACCUGCUGAAUCCCGACCCGGGGGCAGAGAUCUGGCCCGGGUUGUUGGGGACUCGUGUGUUUAUCGACAACGGCACAAUGGCAGACCGCGAAGGGGGUUGGGGUGGCGGUACUGACAGCUUCUACGAGUACCUCAUCAAGAUGUGGAUCUAUGAUCCCGUUAGGUUCUCCUACUACAAAGAUCGCUGGGUCGCCGCCGCCGACUCUACCAUCGCCCACCUGCUCUCCCGUAGCAGUGUACAGCCGAACGCAGACUGGGCCUUCUUGUCGUCAUACGUCGACACCGUGCCAGUUUACUCUUCGGGCCACUUGGCAUGCUUCGCGGGCGGUAAUUUUAUUCUCGGAGGCCUGGUCCUCGGGGAACAGAAGUAUAUCGAUGCGGGCCUUGCCAUCACGGAUGGCUGCCGAAGGACAUAUAUCAUGACGGCGACAGGACUCGGUCCGGAGUCGUUCCAGUGGCAAGACUCAAUGGCCAGCGUGAACAACGCCCAGCCGCCGGCGGAAUGGAAAGCGUUCUUCGACGUGGCGGGAUUCUGGAUCACAAACCCCGCGUACAACCUGCGACCCGAGGUGAUCGAAAGCUACUAUUACGCCUACCGCGCGACGGGCGACCCCAAAUACCAGGAAUGGGCGUGGGAGGCGUUCCUAGCCAUCAACAAGACGUGCAGCAUCGGUAGCGGGUUCUCGGCCAUCACGGACGUCAACGAGCCGCGCGGAGGGCGCUUUUGGGACUUUCAGGAGAGUUAUUUCUUGGCCGAGACUCUGAAGUACAGCUAUCUAAUCCAGGCCGACGCGGAGCUCGAAGUGCAUGUACAGGCGGAUAAGGGAAACGGAUGGGUGUAUAACACGGAGGCUCACCCAAUUCGUGUAUGGCAGGGGUCCAGGCCGGCAUAGACACACAGGGUAAGGGAAGGAGGGAAAGGAGAGAGUGUGUGAGAGAGAGGAUAAGAGGGACACGUAGGCAAUUUGAGGCGACAGACCUAGGUGUCAUGGUGCCGCAAUAUCUUUAAAGAUUAUGGAGUAUCAAUGUAGCAAACAGUAGCCG